GUCACUGCUGUUGUUCAUCUACACUGACAGACCUACCUGUGCACUUUGGAAAUACCCCUUACUUAUCCAUGAGAUCAUCUCCGUCAGCAUGUCAACAAAAAACAACAUCUUAACUUUUCUGCUGCUUCUCACUGGCAUCUGUCUGAUAUGGAUGGAAACGAGACCAGAGUUUUCCUUCAGUCUUCUAAACUUCAGAUCCUGUGACUGUGACACUUUGACGUCAACAGAUGUCGAUCCAUGGUUCAUAACACAUUUUAACAGAUCUGUUGAACCAUUUAUGUCGACAAAGAACAAUAUCUCAGAGCGUCAUUUUAAUUGGUGGAAGAAAUUACAGUAUGAUCGCCGCAACUACGCUUACUAUAAAGCGACAGUUGAAAAGCUGUUUCAGCUCCUCCCGUCCCCUCCAGAUGAACCCAGCUCUGGUCGCUGCAGGACUUGUUCCGUGGUGGGCAACAGCGGUAAUUUAAACGACGCACAUUAUGGACCGCUAAUAGAUCACCAGGAUUUAGUCAUACGGAUAAACAAAGGUCAAACCGAAGGCUAUGAACAGCACGUUGGGACCAGAACAACUCAUCGUGUCAUGUAUCCAGAGAGUGCGAGUAACAUCAGCAGCAACGACACUCAUAUUGUCCUGUUUCCAUUUAAGACAAAGGACCUUGAGUGGAUUAUCAAGGCUACAAAGACAGGACUUAUUGGACGACAACAUUCUACAAAAAAAGGUUUGGUGAUGGUAGUAAAUCCAUCGUUCAUGAAGUAUGUCCAUGAAAUAUGGCUUGGGAAGAAGGGCAAAUAUCCAUCCACUGGCUUCAUGACUUUGGUUCUCGCGAUCCACUUGUGUGAGGAGGUCCAUGUGUUUGGUUACGGAGCUGACAGCGAUGGAAACUGGAGUCACUACUGGGAGGAACUCCUGAACAAAAAGUUAAGAACUGGAAACCAUAGUGGGAAACACGAGUAUGGCAUUAUUUUGAAGCUGGCACAGUCUCAAAAAGUCAAGUUUUAUACCGGGUAUUGAUGAAGUUUUGGUAGUGAAUCAUGUACAGAAAAACAGAAACUGAAGGCUGCAGUUGAAUGGUCAUUAAGUACCAGUCCUGACUUUAAUGGCAAACAUGAGGUUAUUGAUGAUGGUUGAUUGAUUGAUGGUUAUUGAUGGCUCCAUAAGGACAUCAAUAGUAAUCUAAAUAAAAGUACAACAAAAACAAUCUGAAAUAAUUAUCUGGCAGUACCCUUUGAUGUCUAUCCACAGGCAUUAAUAUAACUGUAUUUCAUGUGCUAAUACUUAAAGGUGGGGUAGGAGACGUUUUCCUGGAGCAUUUUUUACUAUAUUGCUUAAAAUCCCCUUCACACUGCAAUUGCAACCAACUAACUGAAUCCUCUAACACAAAAAUAAAACAUUUUGUCACCUGUGGAGGUGCACCUGCAGACCUGAAUUCAGAGUUACACACAGAUCCACAGAGCAGGGGGGAAAUGAAUCAUAAAGGGGGGGGUGGUGGAGUGGAGGGGAAUGAAUGAGGUAAGCAUCCGCAGAUGGGGGGACAAGCACUGCGCGUUCUAGAGGUGUGGCUUCGGGAGGAAGUCUGAAGAAAGGGGUUUGGACUUUUGAAUUGUGUAUUUUCAAAAAUGUAGCUUACUCAGACUGUUUUUUCCAGGAUCUCCUACCCCACCUUUAAAGGACUUUGUUUACGCCUCACAUCAUGCUGUCUUUCAUAAUUCUGUUACUGUCUCCUAAUAGACCCUUCACAUAUCGGCUAAAAUUUGCUCAGAGGUCUUAUUUAUGUCUUUGUGCAUAAGAAAUCAAUAUAAGUGAAUCCCCAAAGGAACUUUGUGUUGGUAAAUGCAAGUUCUGCAAAUUUACAGGAUUUCAG
Messenger RNA from Sphaeramia orbicularis (orbiculate cardinalfish), 1862 nucleotides. RefSeq names its product CMP-N-acetylneuraminate-beta-galactosamide-alpha-2,3-sialyltransferase 1-like. Bases 89 to 1012 code for a protein of 307 amino acids. The record is from RefSeq and is a predicted model, not a curated record. NCBI's taxonomy places the organism in Eukaryota, Metazoa, Chordata, Actinopteri, Kurtiformes, Apogonidae. Gene Ontology annotation, biological process: sialylation. The transcript is spliced from 7 exons. Gene Ontology annotation, molecular function: beta-galactoside (CMP) alpha-2,3-sialyltransferase activity. Gene Ontology annotation, cellular component: membrane.